Oryctolagus cuniculus (rabbit) is the source of this 1683-nucleotide messenger RNA. NCBI's taxonomy places the organism in Eukaryota, Metazoa, Chordata, Mammalia, Lagomorpha, Leporidae. The record is from RefSeq and is a predicted model, not a curated record.
AUGUCAGCUCUGGACUUCUCCAACUUACAGCCACGUCACUUCGGCUCACAGAAGCAGACUGAGGGAACACGGAAGCAUGAACAGCUCUCUUCUGCUCCUCGGCGACGCCUGCCUGAAGAAUCCACCAACACAAACAAGGGACACGGGACCUUGCUAAACUGCCUCUUCUGCCCCCCACCUCAAACAGCCCGGGACCCCGAAAAAUGGACCCCUUGUUCCGGAAUCCGGCUACACCAGCACAAGGAACCUCAAAACCCCAUCAAUCUUCCUCGACUCCGAAGACCCGGGACCCUCUUUGCCGCCACCCACCCACCCACACUCGAUGCCGGAAGAACCUCAAGAGCCCCAGUAAACCGCCCCGGUGGCCGCUACACUGCCCUUCGGCGCCAGCACCCGGCUCCCACCGCACCGCCUCCUCGCCCCCCGCACUCCCGAGCUCCGCCAAGCUUCGCGCCCACCAGACAGCGCCGCGCAGUCCCCGGAGCCGCCCCCGUCCGGAGCCCGCCUGGCUGGCUGCUCCCCGACCGCUUCUCCGCAGAGACGCGCCGCGGGUUUCCUCACCUGGGCAGCGUCGGAGGGCGAGCGGACCGGGGAGCCCUGAGGCAGAGAAGCGGCGGCCCAGGCCUGCGGCGCCGCAGCUCCAACCCCUUCGCGAGGAAGCGCCUGUGUGAGGAGAACCCUACCGCUCCGCGCGCGCAGCCGGCAGCCCGAGCCACCGCCGUGCCCGCCGCUCUUCCCGCGAGAUCCCAGCCACGGCGAGGGGGCGGGGCCGCGCGAGGGGCGGCCGCGGCGGCUGCGGGAGUGACGGCCCUGGCGGCCUGUUGGCGGCGGCGCGGGGGGCGGGACUCGAGGCCGACUGUAACCAAUCGCAAAAGAGGAAAGGUGAUUCGUUCCGCCCCUUCCCCGCCCUCCAUCAAUAAACUACGGGCAAAGGUAGAAGUGACCUGAAGUAGUGGAAGGCCGUGGGCGAGCGCCGCAAGGGCGCCAUUGUUAAGAAGCCCAUGUUUUCCCAACCCCAGCCCAGGACAUCUGGUCUGACAAAGGACUCUCUUCUGAUGCGUGCGUGUAUUUCUCAUACCGAAAAGCCGUCCGGCUCCAGUCAAAAGUAAAUGUCGCUGGAGUCCACGGCAUAGCAAAUUCCCGGAUCCCAUGCAAAGUCCCAUCUUGGUAGGACCCAGUGCUCAGGAGCGUUUGGCGCGCGCAGGGCACGGAAUAAAGGCGAAAGGAAUGAAUGAAGACUGUGAUAUUUAAAUAGACAGAAUCUGGACUUGCCCCAGAAAGUCUGGCUUUCCCGCCCUCUCUGUAAUGACAGCAGUCUAUUAUUAUGCCUCUCCUGCAGCCCUCACCCACCUCCUUACUCCCUGUUCAUGGCAAAAAGCCCCCUUUCUCCUCGCCAAGGUUAACCCUUGCACCUGUGCACUGGAUGGCGGCCAUGCCCAGACUUUGUUUCAUCAGCUUUCUCUGGCCGGCUCUAACUCUUCUGUCUCACAAACACAACCUACCCCACCCUCUGAACAGAGCAAAACCAGCCUGCCUCUGAGACCCCCCCAAAACAUACUCCCCGAGAAACAGAGUAUUUGUCGUCUCCGCUUGCUCGUCUUGUUUUUCCACCAAUCUGCCCUCUCGCUGCUAACAAAAGAGUUCUUUCCCAAUGGAAGGGUGGUCUGUGUGGGGGGCACUUUC